UGGCGACGAUAGACGCGUCUUCGGCUGCGGUUCGGCUUCGUUUUGAUUUCGGUUUUGGUUCGCUUUGAGUUGCCUUUCGCUGCUGCGUUUGUCUGUCGGCCAAGGUGUCGCCCAUAGAACUGAUUUGUCAGGACACCCCACCAAAGGGCGGGCCGAGUGCGGAGCAAAAUAAUUGCUGCCCAUGGAGUCCGGAGCAGCAGCAGCAGCAGCUGGAGGGGAUGUGGAUGCCGCCAGCGCCCAGCCACAGCCACAGGCCAAUCAGGCCACACAAAUCACCUCCAUCGAUGGCUUCUUCAAUCGCAAACGCGGACGUCCGCCCAAGAAUCGUUUUGUGGAGGUCUACAAGAGCGCGCAGCAUUCCCCACAGGCCAUCUUUACCAGCUUCAAAUUGGAGAGAAAUGAGCACGCGGCAGCUCCAACAGCCGCUUCGAGUGGCGCCUCAAUGGCAGAGAGCGCAGAGGAGCGUGGCCAGAGGGUGGAACAUGCAGCCACAGAUCUCAGCCCUAGUCGUAGCCGCAAGCGGAGUCGCGUCUGGGCCAACACACAACACGAGGAGACGAGCAAACGAAGUCAAGUUCAGGUUCAAGCACUCAGCCCCAAGGAAGCUACAGCACAGCCAAUUGCACACUCUACAGAUACAGCAACGUCAAAGAAUAUCUCGGGCAGAAUAACGGACCGGGUUUCGGUUGUUCGCGCGGCAGGCACUUUCUAUCCGGAGAAUGCCUGCGCCGCACACCAGCCGGAAAUAGCGGAGAGAAGCGGUCAAAGGGAACCCGACUUGGAGCUGGACCAACCCGAAGAUCUGAGCAUGCGCAACGUGCAGCCGGAGGCCGCGCCACAGGGGGAACAGCAGCUGCCAGCAGCGGCUGCGGGUUUGAACUUGAAUCUGCUGCAGUUUAAGCAGCUGAUCGAUCUGUACCAGCGGCAGGUGCUGCUGCCCAGCUUUCUGGCCGCUGCCAGUCAGCCGUUGCCACCGCUGGACAUGCGCCUGCUGCUGGAGAAUGCCGCACAACAAAAGCUGAUGCUGAUCAAUGCGGCGGCUGCGAGUGCAGCAGCGGCAGUCAGUGCCACAGCGGAGGCUCCAGCACUGGUAACCGUAACGCCGCCUCGUCCACCCACAAAACGCACGCGGGAUCACGACAUACCCAGCGGCUACCUGAAGUUUCGCUUCAACGAGGAUUGCGGCUUCGAUCGGUGUGGCUAUAGGAACCACCAGUCGCACUUCCACUGCAAUCGGCGGGACUGCCACUACAGUUUCUGCGACAAGACACGCUUCGUGCAGCACACGGCGCGGCACGAUCGCAUGGACACGCUGAUGGGCGAUGAUUUUCAGCAAUUUCGUGCCAAUAUGCGUUGCGGCGUGGCCAGUUGCAGCUAUGCCGCAGGCUACUCCGAAGAACAGCGCAGAGCAUGCCCGGGGGCCGCAGCUUUGAAGAAAACUUCCCACUUUCACUGCCGCAAGUGCGAGUACGUCUGCACGGACUCCAACAAGGUGGUGGCCCAUCGACGACUGCAUCAGCGGCUGGACUAUGUGCGCUCUGCGGGCUUUCGCAAGGUCACCAGCAAUGAGGCAUGCAACGCGCCGGCUUGCACCUAUGCGCUGCGGCACACCCACUACCAUUGUGUCAGCUGCAACUGCAGCGUCCUCUCGCGGGCACAGCUGGCGGCACACAAGCACAGGCCGGCGGGAACGGACAGCGGACAGCGGACAGCCCAAGACGGACACAGAGACGCAACCCUAGCAACUAGCAGCUAGCCCUUAGACCCUUAGCACUUGUAAAUCAAAUUAGAGGCCAACGAAUGAAGUGAAUUGAGUCAAGAUA
Molecule: messenger RNA, 1823 nt
Organism: Drosophila subobscura
Lineage: Eukaryota; Metazoa; Arthropoda; Insecta; Diptera; Drosophilidae
Exons: 6
Coding region: 182-1756 (524 amino acids)
Biological process (GO): regulation of neuron differentiation; positive regulation of transcription by RNA polymerase II
Cellular component (GO): nucleus
Molecular function (GO): RNA polymerase II transcription regulatory region sequence-specific DNA binding; DNA-binding transcription factor activity, RNA polymerase II-specific
Source: RefSeq, a predicted model, not a curated record